Molecule: messenger RNA, 3010 nt
Organism: Camellia sinensis
Lineage: Eukaryota; Viridiplantae; Streptophyta; Magnoliopsida; Ericales; Theaceae
Source: RefSeq, a predicted model, not a curated record
UAAAAUAAUCUGUCACAGCUAUCGACGCACCAUUCCCCCCGCUUUCGAAAGCGCCGAAGAAGCGAAAUAAACUCUCCAAUCGGUGCCUCAAUUCCCAGCAAAGCAAUGUCUGGCGGCGGCGGAGGCAGAACGAUAAGGGUACUGAACGUGGCGGAGAAGCCGUCGGUGGCGAAGGCGGUGGCGGGGAUACUGUCGAAGAGUAGCCAAGGUGGGAUGAGAGUGAGGGACGGUAGGUCUAGGUUCAACAGGAUCUUCGAGUUCGCCUACACCAUUCACGGCCAACAAUGUCACAUGCUUUUCACCUCCGUCACCGGCCAUCUCAUGGAACUCGACUUCGAAGAUCGCUAUCGUAAAUGGCACUCCUGCGAUCCCCUCCUCCUCUACCAAGCUCCUGUCCGCAAAUUCGUUCCCGAGGAUAAGUUGGAUAUAAAGAGGACAUUAGAGGAGGAAGCUAGGAAGUGCCAGUGGCUUGUGUUGUGGUUGGAUUGUGAUAGAGAAGGAGAAAACAUUGCAUUUGAAGUUGUCGAAGUCUGCACAGAAGCAAAUCGUCAUCUUAAUGUGUGGAGGGCUCGUUUCUCUGCCUUAAUUGAAAGGGAUAUCCGCGAGUCGGUGCAGGCUCUUGUUCGACCUAAUCAAUUGUUUGCUGAUGCUGUUGAUGUUAGGCAAGAAAUAGAUCUCCGGAUUGGUGCUUCCUUCACUAGGUUUCAGACUAUGCUGUUGAGAGAUGCGUUCAAUCUUGAUUUUGCUACAGAUGACAGAAAUGUUAUUCUAAGUUAUGGACCUUGUCAGCCUACACUAGGCUUUAUUGUGGAACGGUAUUGGGAGAUACAAGCACACGAGUCUGAAGAAUUCUGGACAAUCAAUUGCACUCACAAUUCAGAUGAAGGCACUGCUACAUUCAAUUGGAUGCGUGGGCAUAUGUUUGAUUAUACUUGUGCUGUAAUAAUAUACGAAAUGUGUGUUCAGGAACCCACUGCAACUGUUACAAAAGUUAGACAGCAGGAGAAACUGAAGUAUCCUCCUCAUCCUUUAAAUACUAUUGAGCUUGAGAAACGUGCAUCCCGCUACUUCCGGAUGAGUUCCGAACAAACCAUGAAGGUGGCAGAAGACCUUUACCAAACUGGUUUCAUUAGUUAUCCUCGUACAGAGACUGACAGCUUUUCAGAGAGGACUGAUUUGCGUGCAAUUGUGCAAGAACAGGAGGGGCAUCCUGUAUGGGGUUCAUAUGCUCAGCGCUUAUUGGACCCUGGAGAAGGACUUUGGAGGAACCCUGGUAAUGGUGGCCAUGAUGACAAAGCCCAUCCUCCAAUCCACCCGACAAAGUUUUCUGGUGGACAAUCUGGAUGGAGUCAGGAUCACCAUAGAUUGUAUGAGCUGGUUGUUCGCCAUUUCCUGGCCUGUGUUUCCAAACCAGCUGUAGGAGCUGAAACUACAGUUGAAAUUGACAUUGCCGGUGAAAUGUUUUCUGCAUCUGGGAGAGUAAUACUUGAAAAAAAUUACUUGGAUGUCUACAGGUUUGAAUCAUGGGGAGGUUCAAUGAUCCCAACAUAUACUUUCGGGCAACAGUUUAUUCCAACAACAUUGACUCUUGAUUCAGGAGUUACGAGGCCACCAUCACUUUUAAGUGAAGCUGAUUUACUAAAUUGUAUGGACAAGGCGGGCAUUGGCACAGAUGCCACAAUGCAUGAUCACAUAAAAAAGCUGCUUGAUCGAUUUUAUGCCACCAAAGACUCCAACACUCGUUUCUCACCAACCAAUCUUGGUGAGGCACUAGUUAUGGGAUAUGAUGACAUGGGUUAUGAACUUUGGAAACCAUAUCUUCGAGCUAUGAUGGAGAAUGACAUGAAAGCAGUUAGCAUAGGGACAAAGAGAAAAGCUGAGGUUUUGUCAACCUGCUUGGAGCAAAUGAAAGCUUGCUUCUUAGAUGCAAGGUUGAAUAAAGUAAAAUUGUUUGAAGCCAUGGGAAUUUUUUUCGAGAGAACUAGUAGAUCAGGUGCAGAUGAGCAGCAUGCAGUUGGAGAUGUUGUUCGGCGAUGUGGUGUUUGCCAGGAAUCAGAUAUGGUGCUUAAGCGGAAACCGGAUGGAAAUUUCAUGGUUGGGUGCUUGGGUUAUCCACAAUGUAGGAAUGUUGUAUGGCUUCCUGGAUCUAUAGCUGAAGCAACUGUUACGACUAAUGUUUGCAGCGUAUGCUCUCCAGGUCCAGUUUUCAUGAUUCAGUUUAAGUUUCGGCGGCUGGAGAUACCACCAAACUACAAUGUUGACCAUUUAGGUUGCAUUGGAGGCUGUGAUGAGAUUCUGAAGCAGUUGGUAGAAAUUUGUGGAACUGGUUCCCGCAAUCUUUCAACCACACCUGCAAGAGGUCGAGGAACUGCUACAUCCUCCAGCAGUGCCCAACGAAGUAAUUCAAGGCAGAUUGCUUGCACACACUGCAGGCAAUAUGGGCAUUCUUCAAACGACUGUCCUUCACAAACUUCUCGCUCUUCCAGGGCUCGAUCUCAGGGAAUGAACCAGCAAUCUGGAGAAUCUUCAAUUCCUUGUGAUACAUGUGGUACACCAUGCAUUUUGCGUACUGCGAAUACUGAAAGUAACAGAGGAAGAAAGUUUUACUCGUGUCAAUCACAGGGCUGCAACUUCUUUGCAUGGGAGGAUAGCCUCAACAACAGUAAUAGGGGAAGAAGUGUUCCGCGUGCAAAUGUCAGCAGCUCAGCAUCCAAUACCAGAGCAAGGGGUGGCCGUGGCAGGGGAGGCCGGAGUGGACGUGCUGUUGACACGACUUUUGUGUCAGCAACAGGUGAUCCGAUAUCUGGUAGAAGGUGCUUUGUUUGUGGUGAUCCUUCACACUUUGCGAAUGUUUGCCCAAAUCGUGAUACGUGAUUCAUGACCCCUCACCUACCUUAAAAGUAGCAAAUGUUUGUACCUGCUCAUUUUAGAAUGAUUGUGGGCUGUAAUACAAUAUAUAUAUAUAUAUAUAUAUAUAUAUAUAUAUUGUGGGUAUCUUUUUUUGAUAUUA